AAAACAAAUUUCCGAAUAUUCGCCCCUCUCAAAACUACCACUGAUAACAGAGAUCAUUUUAGCGGGAAACUUUGUUAUGUACAUCAAAAAUGGGAAUUCCCGCCGUGGGGAUGGGCUCACCCAUCUCUCACCUUCAUCUCACCUCCUCAAUUUCCUCUGCUGUAGCUACUAUCAAAUCCAUCUCCACUGCUUUUUCCGAAUCCAUUUGCUCUGCUGCUGCUACCGAAGACAUCUGCUCUGUUGCUGAAUCCAUCUUCUCUACUGUUGUCGAAGCCAUUUGCUUUGCUGCUGCUGGAUGCAUCUGCUUUGCUGUUGCCAAAUCCAUCUACUUUGUUGUUGCCAAUGCCCAAUCCAUCUGCUCUGCUGCUGCUGGAUGCAUCUGCUUUGUUGCUACCGGUCCAUCUACUUUGUUGUUGUUGCUACGAAGCCAUCUGCUACCAUUACUGUUGCGGCCAGAGCCGUGGGGAAUGUGGAUCCUCAUGGGAAACGGGGACAGAGGGCAAAAUCUGCCUUUUGCCAAAAAUCCCCACGGGGAUCCUCGUCCCCAUGAUUCGCGAGGACAGGGAUGGGGAGGAGCUCCCCGACCUUACGGGACUCCGUUGACAUCCCUAUUUUUAGUAGUGAUUCGAUUUUCAUUGAUUGAAUAAAAUGGAAAUAGAGUGCUUGUUCUGAUGCAUGGAUUGUGACGAUCAUGUAUCAAUGCAUUAAUUUUGCUUGAUACACCAUUAUAUUGUUUGGACUUACAGAUUGCAAAACCUAACUAGUUGAAUGGGGAAACUAUCUUCUAGCCUAAUGGGAGUCUCACUUAUCCAAUGAUUCACCUUUUCUCAAGAGGCCAAAGAUUCUUUUUUUUUUUUUUCUUUGGUUUUAUAAAUUCUUUUGCAUUAC
Rubroshorea leprosula is the source of this 888-nucleotide messenger RNA. Lineage: Eukaryota; Viridiplantae; Streptophyta; Magnoliopsida; Malvales; Dipterocarpaceae. The record is from the annotation of a GenBank genome assembly.